AUGGCCCCUCAAACACCUUCAUCCGAUGAGCACCAGCAGCUCCUUGACACUCUCGACAUAGCUGCUAUUCCGCGGCCAUUUCGCAGCUCCCGAUGGAAGCCCUCCAUACGACGCAACAAAAACGUGAAGCAACUUCUAUCAGAAUCAUCGCGCAAAGAAGCCUCAUCCAUGGCAACGCAAAGCAACUCGGGUGCAACAACUCCGCAGCUUGGCACGACGACUACCGAUGGAUCACAAACCCCUGCGGCUGGAGCAGCUUCUCGUGCUCCCAACCUGGCGCAGGCGUCUCAAAACCUGUCGACUCUUGUUUUAGAGAAGAACUUGCGCGCGUCCAUGUACACUGGUGGGCCGACAGUUACGUACACGAAUAUUGAAUCGGCGCCAUCUCUGAGUCCUGCACACCAGCAUCGUUAUUGCGACAUUACUGGUCUUCCCGCGCCAUACACGGAUCCGAAGACAAGACUACGCUACCAUAACAGGGAGAUAUUUGGCGUUGUUCGAACGCUCGGUCAGGGUGUUGCUGAGAAUUAUCUCCAAGCAAGAGGGGCCCACGUGGUCCUGAAGUGA
This is a messenger RNA of Talaromyces rugulosus, 567 nucleotides long. RefSeq lists its product as uncharacterized. The coding region runs from base 1 to 567 and encodes 188 amino acids. Gene Ontology annotation, cellular component: Ino80 complex. Lineage: Eukaryota; Fungi; Ascomycota; Eurotiomycetes; Eurotiales; Trichocomaceae. The record is from RefSeq and is a predicted model, not a curated record. The transcript has a single exon. Gene Ontology annotation, biological process: chromatin remodeling.